UCUAAUAUCAUGCUACUGCGUCUCUGCUCUAGGUCUAAUAUAAUGCUUCUUAGUCUCUACUACUCACUACUGCGUCCCUGUUAUUGGUCCAAACAUAUUCGUUUCUGCGAUUUGUCCCACCAUAUUAUGGUACUGCGUCCGCGUCCAUGCGCUCCCUACUCUUGGUCCCAUUGCAAACUACUGCGAUUGGUCCCAUAUCUUACUACUGUGUUCAUCGGUAUUUUCCCGUAGUAUGCUUCUUUGUCCAUUCGCUUGGUCCCAUAUAUUUCUACUGUGCUUCUGCGAAUUUUCCCGUAGCAUGCCACUUUGUCCCAGCGUUUGGUCCCAUAUCUUGCUACUGUGACUCUGCGAAUUUUCGCGUAGCCUCCACUGCGUCCUUACGCUUGGUCUCAUAUCUUGCUACUGCAUCCUUGCGAAUAGUCCCAUAGCAUGCUACUGCGUCCCUGUGGUAGGUCCCAUAUCAUGCUACUGUGUUGCCGAUCAAUCUAAUUACAUAAGUAUGCGUCCCUGCGCUUGGUCUUUUAAAAUACUACUGCGUCCCUGUAAUUGGUCCAAUAGCAUACUUAUUCGAUUUGUUCCAUAUCAUGGUACUGAUUCCGUGUCCCUGCGCUCCCUGCGCUUGGUCCCAUAGCAAACUACUGCGAAUGGUCUCAUAUCUAUCUUGCUGCUGUGCUCCUGAGAGUUUGCCCGUAGUAUGCCACUGCAUCCCUGCACUUGGUUCCAGUUUUUGCAAUUGUGUUCCUGUGUAUUGUCCCAUAGCAUGCCACUUUGUCUUUGCACUUGGUCCAAUAUCUUGCUCCUGUUUUCCUUCGGCACGGCGGCGUCCCCGGUGCCCGGCGCGAGCGCGUGCCACUGCACGGUGGUUAAUUCUAGGAAAUGUAUCAAUCUCAAAACCAUCACGUUUUACUUUCAUUUGUCUCAGUCUUUGUUUGAAUAUGCGUUAACACACAGAGUCUUGUAAGUAAAGCUUCUUUCUUUAUAAAAUUAAAUACCUAUAAUAAUAACUUUAUUUAACGAAGGUUACAUAGUAAGUGUACAAUCAUUAAAGACAUACUACUUAUUUCAGCAUGGUCUUCACACAAAAAGUAUUACAAAAACACAUAUACUUACUUACAUAUUAAGCAACAUACAAAACAUACAAUCACACUAUCACUAUCAUACUUUUCUCAUGUAAUUCAACACAAUUAUACAUGUAUUCAACAUUUCAUCGACAAACACAACUCAAAUUAAUAUGAUGAUUAUAAAUUACAAUAAUUUCAUCCUGUAAAUAAAGUACUGUAUUCAAAUUUAUAAGUAAUAUAAAAUCACAUAUAUUUUUUUCUUAAUACAGAAGUGCAAAGCGAAAUAUAUAGUUUGGUCCCUGAAUGAUGAAUGAAGCGUGAUCCUUAAAUAAUAUUUGAAAUCGCUCUUUUGAUAAUCUAUGGCCAUAUUUCCAAGAUUUACACAUGGGUAUGAAAUAUGGGGCGGAAUGAUGUUAAAAAAAAAUAAAAGAACAUUUUCAUACGGGGCCGAAUUCAAAUGUCACCUAAGAAAUGCGUUGAGAUAUCAAACAAGUGUUUAAACGAAUGUUUAUUUGUGCUGAAUAAUAGUGUAGCGUUUUUAAAUGCUUAGUUAUUGUUUUUAGUGUCAUCGCUUUUGACCAUAUCGUCGAGGCGCUUAUCAACUCGACCAAUAUUUCUUUAGGAAGUCAAGUAACUUAUGCAUGAUUUUUGAAAUGCCCUUGUCUAGAGAAGCAAAGUUAAUUGCUUAUUACAGUGAAACGUGUCGACGACAUUCAUCACUAAACAUAAAAAGAGUGGUAUGAUGGUUAAAGUUUCUGCCUCUUUAUCAAAAGGUUGUGUGUUCAAGACUCUACAGGGAAACUUUCUCUUGAUUUGUCAAAAAAGGACAGCAGAUCUGUUUUUUUCACCGAAAACGGACUCAAUAGUGAUUCAUAACAGCUAACAGUUGUCUUCGUAAUAGAGCUAAUAUUAAAUCGUUUAACUCAACACUUCAUACUACAUUUAGACAACAGCUACCUCCAGCCGGCCAAUCAUAGGCCUGCAAAAGUGUUUGAUAAAUCCCACACACAACUGUUUUUUCUGUCGGAUAUUUCAACUGGUAAAUCUCGUGCAAAUCGUGCACCUACUUAUGUUACAAGGACGUUCUUAAUACUACAGAAAUAUUUGUUUCCUGUGCUUUCCUGACAUUUUUCUCAUUCAAAUGUAUGGUAUCGGACUGAGAAACAAGCAAUAAACUUUCUGUUGUCUAAAUCGGAUAGCUCGCUGAUAAAUUCCAUAUCAAACGGCUACUCGUAAUCUAUCCUAUACUUAGCACAUAGCAAUGCUUUGUACGGUGGCAUAGAGGUGACAUGUGUGAUUCUGUCUCGUUCCAACGAUUUAGUAUGUCAUGGACUCAACUUACUCUUUCUUUAUCCAACGACUUAAAUAUAUCAUGGCCACAACUAAGUUAUUUUGUGGCCACGACUAACUGACUUGUUCUCAAAGGGAUACCUUAAUCGUGGGAACAUGAUGGUAAGUUGUAGCGACGACAUUCUAAGUCGUGGGAACUAGACGUCUCAAAGAGAUAAAGAACCACACAUGACCCAUCUUUUCACCGUAAGUAUAAUGUCGGACUUAUAUAUGCAUGCGUUGUUAAUACUCAUUUAGAAUACAUCCUACAUGACCAGGCAAUGAAAUAACAGAUAGGUACUACGCUCAAUCAUUAAAAAAUACAACUUUCGCGGGCGUCAGAUUUUCUCUCGGCAAGGUGUCAACCAAUGAGGUUGUACUUUAGGUCUGUAAGAUGACCUAAAUUUAAAUCUAAUUAAUGAAAAGGGCACUUUAGCUACGAUCACUCCGCUCAUUCUUCUAUCAUUACGAUCGUUAUUCUUGUCAUCGAACUAUAACUGAUUUAACGCUGCCAGGACGUCAGGUCUGUAGGAAGAUAUGUUUGUUCCAAUGGGGAGGUACAUAUUGAUAAGUUUUAUUUAUGUUUGAAUAAGAGAAAUUAAACAACUAUUCGCUUUGUUUUCAGUUUGGCUGGUAGCCAGUUAUUCGAGUUCGUUAUGUAAUAAAUAUUUUAAAUCUUUCUAUGAAAACGAUAUAUGAAUUAUACGCUGUGGUUGUAAGUAAGCCUUAAAAAGUAUACGGGCGAAUUCUGAACAACAGUUUCUUUAUUUGAUACAGUGCCAAAACAUGAAAAUAAUCGAUCAAUUUAAUUUAAACUGAUUAUCCAGACCGAAUUGACUAGACACUGAAUUUUAUCGGUAGUAUGUAUGUUUUCUUUACAAUCAUCCGAACAUCAUUCCGCCCCAUGUUUCAUACCCAUGUGUAAAUCUUGCAUUAGGGUUUUUGUUGUUGGUAGUGGCGAUGGUUGUUAUAAUGCACCAGUCAAUUGUAACCAUGGCCCGGGGGUAUACCGGGUAUAGCCGGGUAAAUGGGCCGUGUUUUUAACUUACAUGUGGCCCCGCAGUGCCGGUUGAAUGCGAUGGUUUUGUCUUAUUUUGUCCCCGUAAUAGCGCAUCCCGGAGACGAAGUAUCGCUCUUUCGUCGUGUGAUGAAUGCGUCAGAGUUCGGAUAAUUUCGUGUUUUUUCGGAAUGUUUACAUGUAACAACUUUACAACAGCUUAACUGUUUGACUAUCUAGGGAUGUUCACAAAGUAAGGUUGCUAUGUUACAACUUUACAAAAACUUUACUGUUAGUUAUUCAACUCGUGAGUUCCCUCAUGUGAACAUCAAUAAAUAUACAUUAACAUUCAAUAAAACCCAUUCCGCCGUUGCAUCAACAUUCGUCUAGUAUUUGUUAUGUAACAUUGUAUUAAAUUGUGCCAAUAUAUGCCUUAUCGUGGUCAAGUACUUUAAGUUCAUCUUACACCACAGUGUUUGCAUUUGGCAAAAGUUCUAUCAUGAUUUUAAAGAUAGUGAACAGAAAAGUGGUUCCGUCUUUGUAAAUUAGGAAACACAGAUAUCAUGUGAAAUCGGACUUCGUUUUUUUCUUGCUCAUAUACACUCACAAAAAUUAAUCGGUAUCGUGUCGACGAAGUGCUGUUGUGGCAAUAUGGCUAUUAUUCACACUGGCAUGCUCUUGUGGGUAGUUCUGGCUAGUCUGUUGUCAUCGGUCUUUGCCAUUCACCAUCAAGUAAAUGGUGGAUGGGGAAUGUGGACGGCCUACCAGGCGUGCACGGAGACGUGCGGGACGGGACAGAGUGCCCGCUACCGCUACUGUAACAGUCCCCGGCCCCAGGACGGCGGUGCCCAGUGCCCGGGCGUCAGCUACCAGACUCGCUCAUGCUUUACCCAGGAAUGUGCCGGACACUUGAUUUCGAACGGUGGGUGGAGCCUGUGGACGUCAUACACCACAUGUUCGCACUCGUGUGGCUCCGGAAGUCAGGACAGAUGGCGUUAUUGCAACAACCCUUCCCCGGCCCACGGGGGAGCGUAUUGUUCGGGACCACAGCAUGAGUCGCGCCCCUGUCAUGAAAGAGGAUGCCCGGUAAAUGGUGGAUGGGGAAUGUGGACGGCCUACCAGGCGUGCUCGGAGACGUGCGGGACGGGACAGAGUGCCCGCUACCGCUACUGUAACAGUCCCCGGCCCCAGGACGGCGGUGCCCAGUGCCCGGGCGUCAGCUACCAGACUCGCUCAUGCUUUACCCAGGAAUGUGCCGGACACUGGAAUCCGAUUGACGGAGAGUGGGGCCAGUGGUCGUCAUUCUCAACGUGCUCGCAUUCCUGUGGAGGCGGCUACCAAACCAGUCACAGACUGUGCAACAGCCCGAAUCCGGCGAAUGGCGGCCACGGCUGUAGCGGAAAUUCCGUGCUCACCCAGUUGUGUCACACCGAGGCCUGCCCCUGUGUGGGCUCCAACUGUCCUGUGAACGGCGGAUGGAGCCUGUGGACGGACUAUUCCGUGUGUUCCCGGACCUGUGAUCUCGGUACCCACACAAGGUUCCGCUACUGUAACCAUCCCCAUCCUGCUCACGGAGGCAAACAAUGUGUUGGCGACGACUUCGAGACGCAUGGCUGUUAUGCGGCUGCCUGUCCGGGGACCAAUGUGGUGGUAAAUGGCGGAUGGGGACUGUGGAGUUACUACACCAGUUGUUCCAAGACGUGCGGCUCCGGCACACAGACAAGAUACCGCGUGUGUGACCAUCCGACGCCGAGCGCCACCGGAAGUCAAUGUUACGGGGAUACCCAUCAGUCACGGUUCUGUCACACGGAGGCCUGUCCCUGUUCCGGGACUAGCUGUCCUGUUAAUGGCGGAUGGGGCGUUUGGCUUCCGUUCAGUGCCUGCUCACACACGUGCGGUACCGGAAGUAAAUCGCGGUGGCGCUAUUGUAACUCCCCGCGGCCAUCAAAUGGCGGGACGUUCUGCCAGGGCAGUUCUACGGACAUUCAGUCUUGCCAUGAGGCCACCUGUACUGGGCCAUCUCCAGUGGACGGAGGAUGGGCAACAUGGGGCACCUGGAGCUCGUGCAGCGCCACAUGCGGGACGGCCGUUCACACGCGCAGUCGCACGUGCACCCAUCCGGUCCCUGCCCACGGCGGAAGCUAUUGUCCAGAGGCGUCAAGCCAGACACAGACCUGCUACCUUGCCGCCUGUCCCACAAGCACUUGUGGAACUACCCUGGUGACGGACACCAACACCAAGAUCGUUGGCGGGACAUUGGCCAAGCAUGGGCAGUUCCCCUGGCAGAUCUCCUUACGCUAUUGGCACCAACAUAUCUGCGGCGGCACGCUCAUCUCCGACCAGUGGGUCGUCACCGCCGCGCAUUGCUUCGAGGAUUUGGGUACGCAGACAAAUCAAUGGACUAUUGGGGUGGGGUUGCACGAUCAGAACCACGUGUACGGAAGUGACGAGGUGCACGUGUCGCAUGUGUACGUGCACGAGCAGCACAACGGUAAGAUCCAGAAGAACGACAUCGCUCUCAUCAAGCUCAGCAAGAAGCUUGACAUAACUGGAAGGUACAUCCGACCGGCUUGUCUCCCGCAUCCUCAGGACAGCUUCCCCUCAGACCAAUGUACGGCUUCCGGCUGGGGCGCCGAAUAUUAUGAUGAAGACGGUAAUGCGCCUGUCACUCGUUACUUGAUGUACGUGAACCUGGACACGAUCUCCAACUACUACUGUAAGAAUCUGAUGGGCUGGAACAGCAUCUUUGACUCGAACAUCUGUGCCGGAGCAAUACAGGGAGGCGGUAAGGACACUUGCCAGGGUGACUCUGGUGGCCCGCUGGUCUGUAACAAGCAUGGAGUAUGGGAGCUGGCCGGUGUGACCAGCUGGGGGUCCGGGUGUGGGGACUCGAUGAGCCCCGGGGUCUACACGCGCGUGACUUCCUACAUCAACUGGAUACACCAGAAGAUGAACGCAGCAGGGUAGAAUAUCCACCGACUUAAAUCAUUGUUGUUUCUCAUGUGGUUGUUUGUUUUUCAACAAAGAAAGAUACAACGGG
Molecule: messenger RNA, 6427 nt
Organism: Mya arenaria
Lineage: Eukaryota; Metazoa; Mollusca; Bivalvia; Myida; Myidae
Product: coadhesin-like
Exons: 20
Coding region: 4039-6354 (771 amino acids)
Biological process (GO): proteolysis
Molecular function (GO): serine-type endopeptidase activity
Source: RefSeq, a predicted model, not a curated record